AUGAUCUGCCGGCGGUGUCUGCAGCGGGCCUCGGCGCUCAGCUCGCGCAUAUUACCAGCACAAAGGGCAGCAACACCCUCCCUCCCAUUCGCCCUCCGACCCUUCUCGAGCACGCUCCCCUACCGGUCCUCGUCGCCGGCGCCGCAACCGCCACCCGCCGGCGCCAGCGCGCCCGGCCCAGCCGAGACGCAAGGAGCACCCGAGUUCAGCACGCCGCUGGCCGACUCCCCGGGCAGCAGUAGCAGCAGCAGUGACGGAGCAGCAGGGUCAGGCGCAGAGCCGCUCUCGGCGUGUCCCGAGGGCACGGUGUUGUCGGGCCUGAACUACUUCAAGAACCGGACCGACCCCGUCGCGCUGGCCGACGACGCGUACCCGGCGUGGCUGUGGCAGACCCUCGAGGUGCAGAAGAGGGCGGACGAGGACGCCGACGAUGACGCGGGCGACGAGUUCUCCAAAUCCAAGAAGCAGCGACGUCUAGCGGCGAAGCGGCAGCGUGCGCUCGAGGCCCGCCUGCUGGCCGAGGGCAACAUCGAGGCCCUGGCGCCCAAGAUCCCGUUGCAGCACCAGAGCGUCAACAUGCCCGGUAAUGAGGAGGGCACGACGGAGGGCGCCAUCGCGGCACAGCAGGCGCGCGAGGACCUGCGGCGCGCCAUGCGCAAGGAGCGCAAGGCCAAGAUUAAGGAGAGCAACUACCUCAAGUCGAUGUGA
Molecule: messenger RNA, 708 nt
Organism: Anthostomella pinea
Lineage: Eukaryota; Fungi; Ascomycota; Sordariomycetes; Xylariales; Xylariaceae
Source: the annotation of a GenBank genome assembly